UACUCCCUCUUUCCUCCCACCUCACAGUCCUCCCCUCAGAUCUGCACGGCCUUGCAGGGCACAGCUACGCGGCCGGUGCGGUCGGCUGCGCAGCCCCCAUGCCGGGCUGGCUGGACCUGCUGCUCGCAGCCGUGUGGCACUGGACCCAUGGUCCGCCCGCAGGCACAGGGGCUAGGCGGUGCUGGAGCUCCGAGGCGGCCGGCCGCGAGCCUCAAGUGCCCCAGCGCGUAUGCGCUAGGCUUGCAGGGGUUCCGCGUCUUCACAGGGCUGGCGGCAGGCGAGCGGCGAGCAGCCACCGUGCUCUAGGUCGAACCGCCGCAGGGGCUCCGCACCUCCGUGGUGGCCGGCGGCAGCCGAGCUGCCAGCCGCGAGCGAGGCAAUAUGUCUCGGCGAAGGUGAUUGGCAGGAUAGCACAUGAUGUCGAUUUACUUCACUCUGUGAGACCUAGAGGCCAAGAAGGGCAGGGCUGCUGGAGGGUCUCUGUUUUUUCAAGCGCCAUUUCUCCCGCGGGGAGGGGGAGCUCCAGUAACUCUUCGCGAAGAGCAGCGCCCACUCACAAUGGAGGAGGAAGAAAGCCUGGCCGUGGUUUUGGAUUAGAACUAAGCGAUGAAGCUAUCUUUUUGCAGGAAUCAUUUUGAUGACCUGGACAAGGAAGUUCGCUGUGGUCUGUACUGAGAUGAGGGUAAUUCUGAGUCUAGAUAAUUUUGUUAACUGAUAGUGACUUGUGUAUUUAGAGGCAUGGGUUUACUUGAGGAUUAUAUUGUAGGGUAAAUGAAUUUGCUUAUCUUGGAGAUAAGCCAUUUUAUUGCUUAUGAAAGUUUUUGAUGUGUGUGCUAAGAUGAGUUGGCAAAAUGCAUGGUUAAUUAACUGUAUUUGUGUAUAAUUUAAAAUCGAUUGAUAUUU
Messenger RNA from Panicum virgatum (switchgrass), 903 nucleotides. RefSeq lists its product as uncharacterized. Bases 99 to 638 code for a protein of 179 amino acids. The record is from RefSeq and is a predicted model, not a curated record. NCBI's taxonomy places the organism in Eukaryota, Viridiplantae, Streptophyta, Magnoliopsida, Poales, Poaceae. The transcript has 3 exons.